Rhodamnia argentea is the source of this 1876-nucleotide messenger RNA. Its product is annotated as probable F-box protein At4g22030. Lineage: Eukaryota; Viridiplantae; Streptophyta; Magnoliopsida; Myrtales; Myrtaceae. The transcript has a single exon. The record is from RefSeq and is a predicted model, not a curated record. The coding region runs from base 656 to 1876 and encodes 406 amino acids.
CCGUGUUUGGGUAAUGUAAGUCCGAUGGUUAAUAGUAAUAUCACGUCAGUAUAUCACUCGAUACUCUGAUGUGUUAACCAAUCACAAUAAGAUGAUGCCUAGGACUUUGUGCCUGAAUAGUUGGAUCAGGCAGUUGUGACGAGUAGCAUACGACAAAACAUUCUUGAGGUUUAAUAUGAGUAUUCAGGUCGCUUUGCCAUGUGUUUUUCAUGAAUACAUCUAUUAAAAAUAGCCAUGUUCUGCUAUCGUCAUAUAUCGUUUAUGUUUCCAAGAUUGACCUUGACAUGUGUGUUCUUUGCUGGUGGGCUAUUCAUAAACGAUACAUGUAAAGACAAGACUUCCACAAUAAUCAAAGUGCCAACGUGAGAUCUCAUGAAAAGGAAGCAUUUGUCCCAAGGUCUUUCUCUCUCUCUUUCCAGGUUUUGUUCUUACUGGGUGUUGAAAGUCAAAGAAAGGAACCCAAUGGACUUGAAAAUAUAGAGCAGCAGUCAUUUCCAAGUUCCAACCACUAGACCACAAGCAAAUUCAAUCUCUCUCAACCUUUCCACUUGUCUACAAAUGCAAAGAGCUGACCUCUUGAAUGUGACACUGUUCCUCAGUCACUAACCUUUUCACAAGUAACCCCCCAUUCAGACACUGCUUGAACCAAAAAAACAUGUUGAGCCUUCAAGCUUCAUAUGAUCCAUUGGCUUCGCCGUCGCAGUUAUGCAGGCGAAAAAUUAACCGAGUUGCAGUCGAGGCCACACCUCUCUUGGGUGCCGGUCUCUCGAGCACAGGCUCUGCCAAGGAACUGGUCAAUGCAAGUGAAUGCGAAGUGGCAAUGAAUACUUGCGACCCUCUUGUCCUUGCCAAGCUUUAUACAGUAGUAGAUGCUCUUGGUGACAGAGUGAGGAUGCAUAAGAACAUUGGAGAGCAAAGAGAUAACUGGAACUCUCUCUUCCUGAUCUCCGUCAACAUGAUGAUGCUCACCGCCGCUAUUGUUGUGGGCAUGGCCACCGUUAGUUCUGUAUCAAAUGAUCGAGCGAGACACCUGGCGCUCAAAGCCACCUCAACAGUACUGUACUUAGCAGCUGCAGUGAUGCUGGUGAUGGUGAACGUGAUCCAACCAUCCCAACUGGCUGAAGAACAGAGAAAUGCCGCUAGGCUAUUCAAGCAACUCCGGGAUCAGGUCCGCACAAGGCUCUCUAUUGGCAAUCCGAGCAUCAUGGACGUCGAUGAAGCGAUGGAGAAAAUCUUGGCAUUGGACAAGGCAUACCCGCUCCCUCUAAUAGGAAAAAUGCUGGAGAAGUUCCCAAAGAAGAUUGAACCUGCCGUUUGGUGGCCACAAAUAAGCCGGCAACGGGCUGGAGGGAUCAGGCUAGGAGGCAAAAAGACUGGGAACGGAUGGAGCGAAAAGUUGGAAGAUGGAAUGAGAGACAUCGUCGGAGUGUUGAGGAGGAAGGACUCAGAAGAUUAUUCAAGACUGAGCAAAAAGGCCUUGAAAAUGAACAAGGUAUUGGCGAUUUCAGGUCCUGUGUUGACAAUACUUGCUGCUUUUGGGUCUCUAAUGGUGGGAUUUCCUCACCGUUCAUGGGCAAGUGUGAUGGGGAUGGUGUGUGGUGCAUUGGCAUGCAUUGUGAACACGAUAGGACAUGGAGGGCAAGUUGGGAUGGUGUUUGAGAUGUAUAGGAACAAUGCUGGUUUCUUUAAGCUCGUGGAAGAGAACAUAGAGUCUAAUCUUAGUGAAAGAGAUGCUGAGAGAAGAGAGGAUGGGGACAUAUUGAGAUUGAAGGUGGCUCUCCAGCUAGGAAGGAAUUUCUCAGAACUUGAGAAAUUGGGCAAAUCAUUGUCAAGUGAUGGGGAGGCCAUUGAAGAAUUUGCAAGCAAGCUGUUUUGA